AUGGUGAAAUCACUUGAUGUUGACGCUGGAUAUACUCCAUCAAAGCGUUCUGAUACUUGGUUAAAGGUUAAGCGUGAUUAUGUGGAAGGAUUGAAUGAUUCCCUGGAUUUAGUUCCCAUUGGUGCUUGGCAUGGAAAUGGAAGAAAAGCAGGAUGGUACAGUCCUUUCCUCAUGGCAUGCUACAACCCUGACACUGAAGAUUUCCAGAGCGUCUGUCGUGUCAUGUCUGGGUUCUCAGAUUCCUUCUACAUAGAGAUGAAAGAGUUUUUCUCGGGGGACAGGAUCCUGGCCAAAAAGCCACCAUACUAUCAAACUGGCGAGGUACCCGACAUGUGGUUUUCUCCAGAACUUGUCUGGGCGAUAAGGGGUGCAGACUUUACGGUGUCACCAGUUCACCAUGCUGCCAUUGGUUUAGUUCAUCCAUCUCGUGGCAUCUCAAUCCGAUUUCCUCGAUUCAUUUGUUCUGUCUCAGCUAGAAAGCCAGAAGAAUGUAGCGCAGCGACAGACAUAGCUGAAAUGUUUCAUUCCCAAACUCGAAAGAUGGAUGUGAGCGUUGGAAAUUGA
This is a messenger RNA of Ilex paraguariensis (yerba mate), 564 nucleotides long. The record is from the annotation of a GenBank genome assembly. NCBI's taxonomy places the organism in Eukaryota, Viridiplantae, Streptophyta, Magnoliopsida, Aquifoliales, Aquifoliaceae.